This is a messenger RNA of Morchella sextelata, 921 nucleotides long. RefSeq lists its product as uncharacterized. Gene Ontology annotation, molecular function: urate oxidase activity. The transcript has 5 exons. The record is from RefSeq and is a predicted model, not a curated record. The coding region runs from base 1 to 921 and encodes 306 amino acids. Gene Ontology annotation, biological process: purine nucleobase catabolic process; urate catabolic process. NCBI's taxonomy places the organism in Eukaryota, Fungi, Ascomycota, Pezizomycetes, Pezizales, Morchellaceae. Gene Ontology annotation, cellular component: peroxisome.
AUGGCAUCACAAGUCUCCGCAGCUCGCUAUGGAAAGGACAACAUUCGUCUAUACAAAGUGCACCGGGAUGAGGCUACAAAUACUCAUACUGUCACAGAGAUGACAGUUUGUGUCUUGCUUGAGGGUGAUAUCCAGACAUCGUACACGAAGGCAGAUAACAGUGUUGUGGUCGCAACCGACACAAUGAAGAACACUGUUUAUAUUCUUGCAAAACAAAAUCCGGUCACGCCACCAGAACUCUUUGGUUCCAUCGUGGCCUCACACUUCCCAGAAAAAUAUCCCCAUAUCCAUGCCGCCCAUGUCAAGAUUGUUACCCAUCGAUGGACACGUAUGAACAUUGAUGGGAAACCGCAUCCUCAUUCCUUCCUCCGUGAUGGCACGGAAACUAGGGACGUAGAUGUGACAUGCAGAAGAGAAACUGGUAUUACCAUCAGAUCUGGACUCCAGGGGCUUUUUGUGUUGAAGAGCACUGGUUCCGCAUUUCACGGCUUCAUACGAGAUGAAUAUACAACUUUGGGCGAAACCCGGGAUCGGAUAUUGAGCACUGAGGUUGAUUCAACCUGGGAAUGGAACUUGUUCAAGACCCUCGAUGACGUCAGGAAGCUCAUCCCUAACUUCGAUGUCGCGUGGAAGAAAGCCCGAGACAUCACUUUGAAGACCUUUGCGGAAGACAACAGUGCUAGCGUUCAAGCUACCAUGUACAAAAUGGCAGAUCAGAUCCUUGCUGCAGUUCCGCAAGUAAAUCAUGUGGACUAUUCGCUCCCAAACAAACAUUAUUUUGAGAUCAAUCUCGAAUGGUUCAACGGACUAAAGAAUACAGGAAAAGACGCGGAAGUUUAUGCCCCACAAUCCAACCCUAAUGGGCUGAUUAAAUGCACCGUUUCAAGACCUGGGGCCUCGAAGGUCCUCUCCAAACUUUAG